This is a messenger RNA of Trichoderma harzianum CBS 226.95, 993 nucleotides long. RefSeq lists its product as hypothetical. The coding region runs from base 1 to 993 and encodes 330 amino acids. Gene Ontology annotation, molecular function: DNA-binding transcription factor activity. The transcript is spliced from 3 exons. Lineage: Eukaryota; Fungi; Ascomycota; Sordariomycetes; Hypocreales; Hypocreaceae. The record is from RefSeq and is a predicted model, not a curated record. Gene Ontology annotation, biological process: regulation of DNA-templated transcription.
AUGGACCUACUAUUCUUCGAAGAAGCUGCUGAGGCCGCAACGACAGAAAGUCAGCGGCCGCCUAAGAAACGCGUUCUUAACGCGGCAAGAAAAGAGCAAAAUCGUUCUGCGCAAAGGGCUUACCGAAAACGGCAGAAAGAACGGCGAGAGAGACUCCGGGAUGAAAGUCUUCAAAGAUCUCAAAGGCAAUCAACACCCCAGUUACUACCACACCCGCCCCUGGAUAACUACACUUCUUAUUCUGAAACUCAGCCGAAUCAUGUUACAAGCAAUUCGUCAAGUAGAAUGAAGCUAUUCAUCAAUUCAGGAGGCCCAGCCUCUGCAAGACACGAUACUUUCUCUUCUUCACCAGUUGAAAUCUCACCCUCAACUACAGGCGACGCUAGAGGCAGCGAGCUCCAAUUGCCUGAUACAGAAGACACCAUGCUAGCCGGCCUUAUUCAUUUCAUGCAGAACGCUGUUUUCUCAGCAAUCAUGCAUAACGCUAUAUGCCUGGGAUUUGACCUAAACGAGGUGGCUGCAUGCAGUUUCUCCUACAUAUCACCAUUCUACCAACCUAAUGCUACGCCUCAGACUGAUCCAAAAGACCUUCUCACAUCAGCGAAUCUACCGACGACUAAUACGAUGCCGGCGAAUCUUCGUCCCACCUUAAGCCAGCUACUUAUUCCUCACCAUGCCAGCCUGGAUCUCAUCCCACUCCCGCUGCUUCGUGAACGGGCAAUCAUGCUCUCGGCUGCUAUGCCCUUUGUGUACAAUUUGACGGAAUUUAAAACAGAUAUCUUUGUGCGAGGAGGUCUAAUGGUCUGGUCUUCAUCCGCAACAGAACUCAGCGAUGCAGUGACAAAUACAAAGAGAAGUUGCUUACAGCCAUGGGAUAGCGAAUGCUGGGAAGCUGCUCCCUGGUUCCUCGAAAAAUGGAGCAUUGUUGUUGAUGGGCGGCAAGGUGAGCUUGGGAGGAGGAGUCUACGAUGGGCGAGUGUACGAGAGAUCUAG